Fundulus heteroclitus (mummichog) is the source of this 1678-nucleotide messenger RNA. It is a transcript of the gene nup43, whose product is annotated as nucleoporin 43. Lineage: Eukaryota; Metazoa; Chordata; Actinopteri; Cyprinodontiformes; Fundulidae. The transcript has 8 exons. Gene Ontology annotation, molecular function: protein binding. The record is from RefSeq and is a predicted model, not a curated record. Gene Ontology annotation, cellular component: nuclear pore outer ring. The coding region runs from base 354 to 1466 and encodes 370 amino acids.
GCGCCUUUUUUUCCAGAGACACGAGCCAACCGAAAAUGGCGUCAUUUUAGUUAACGGUUAUUUUUUUAUGUGGAUAUGCAUCAACGGCAAUGUUGACUGAGGGGCAUUAAAGCCACAUUGCUCAGACUGUCACACUCCGAUUUGGCGCAGUAACUCAACGCUUCGCCGCUAGAUGGCGUAAAGCCUCUCUUUUUUUUUAGUGGCUACGGGAAAACGCUUGGUUUCACGUUUUUGAGCCUCCUGCGCCACCGUAGCUUUCAUACAAAGUGGCGGGUGCCUGUGUAGAGCUAAGCUAACUUCGGCGAUUGAAACAGUAAAACGCCUUUUCUAAGUGCAGGACAGGGCGCGUUUCGAUGGAAAGCGCUAAAUACGUGUCUCUGAAGAUCAGCAAGACGAGAUGGCGUCCAGUCUCGCAUUCGUCUUUACAGCAGCCCGAUAUAUUCGCGACUGGAUCGUGGGACAACGAGGAUAACAAGGUUUCUGUUUGGUCCAUCGGGGAUCCAGGCAGUCUGGGUCUGGAGGAUGGAUUUGAAGGAGACCCGCAGCUCAUCUGUGAACAUAAGCAUGAUGGGGAUGUUCUUGACCUACAAUUUUUGGACCAAGAGAGAAUCGUCACAGUAUCAUCGACAGGAGCCGUCACCAUCUUCCGCCACCACCAAAACAGUCAGACGGUCUCAGUUUCUCAGCAGUGGCCGAGAGCCCACCGCUACCCCUGUGAUGAUGCUCCCGGCACCGGGGUCGCCUGCAGCAGUCCGGAAAUUGUAACAGUGGGUGAGGACGGCAGGAUCAUCGUCUUCAGAGCCGACCACGAAGGAGUGGUUCGAGUCAUAGAGAAUGCAGACAGUAGCACACUUCAUGCUGUGACUUACCUGAGGACGACGGAGGUUUUGACCGUGAACUCCUUCGGCCAGCUGAAGCUGUGGGAUUUGAGGCAGCAGAACAACUCACCCUCGCAGGUUCUAUCACUGUCAGGAGAUCGAGUACCUUUAUACUGUGUUGACAGACAUCCCAACCAACAGCACAUCGUGGCCACAGGAGGCCAGGAUGGGAUGCUCUGUGUCUGGGAUGUGAGACAAGGCAGCAUGCCCUUCUCUCUCAUGGAGGCACACUCAGCUGAAAUGUGGGAGGUUCACUUCCACCCUACAAACCCAGAUCAUCUGUUCACGUGUUCAGAGGACGGCUCGCUGCUACACUGGGAGACUGCCUCUCCAUCGGAAAGGCCCUCCUUUUUACAAGGCGGCGGAAGCAGCAGCAUGACCUCCCGCAGCGCGAUGGCCCCCGCCGGAGGUAAUCAGUCCAUCAUGAGCGCCUGGCUGUGUGGAGACCCCAGUAAAUCCCGCCUGGAGACGACUCACAUGCUGCCCAGUCAGACGCUGUCCGUCAACAGUUUGGACGUGCUUGGGCAGUGUCUGGUCUGUGGGACUGAUGGGGAGGCGAUUUUUGUCAACAGACAGGUCCCAGUUUAAUAAAGCAGUUUGUGUGUGCAGGAAAUUACAUUGAUGAAAUUAUUGUCCUCAUUUCAGGCACAACAGAGCCUGGUAUGUACUUAUUGUUUCUGUUAUUGUAUUUUCAUAACACAUGUUGCCAAAACGCUGCAGAUGUGCGCUGGUCUAAAGCCAUGCUUGGUUGACUUGCAUUUGUAGUGAUAGAUUAUUAUAAAUUAAAGACUUUCGUACUC